CCAUUUUGGGCCUGCUUGAGAGACCUACCCUGGUCUCUCCCAGAGACCUCAGUUACCUCUGCCAACCCUGGCAUGGGCCUUUUCCAAGAGAACAUAGAGGAGGAGAGAAUGGCAGCCAGAUGGCAGAAGUCACUCAAGUUUAAGGAUGUGGCUGUGAAGUUCUCAAAGGAUGAGUGGAAGCAACUGGUUCCUACUCAGAGGGCUCUUUACAGGGAGGUGAUGCUGGAGAGCUAUCAGGGUUUUGUUUCUUUGGGACUUCUAGUUCCUAAACCUGAUGUGAUUUUCCAGUUGAAGAGAGGUGAAGAGCCAUGGAAACUUGAUUUUCAGGAAGAUGAAGAAAGUGAUGUCCCAGGAAGCACUUUUCUAGACCAGAAUGCUAGACUUGAGAGCCAGGACUCAACUCAAAGGCAGGAUGUUUCUAAAAAAGCAAAGUCACAAAAGACAUUAAUGGAAACACUCAGAAAAGAUGGCCCUCUGGGUCCUGUACUUGGCCCAGAAAACCAUGAGGGCACCAAGAAAGAACAUCUUUCAGGGGAGACUUUGAAGAAAUCCUCCCCCAAGGAAGACUCGCAAAGAUCCACUCCUGCCAAGAAAACCAACAGUAAGGGGAGAAACCUUGAAUGCAGCAUAUGUGGGAAGACCUUAUAUAACCACUUAUCCCUCACUCGUCAUCAAAGGACCCAUACUGGAGAGAAACCCUAUAACUGUCCAGAGUGCGGGAAAGCCUUCAGCUAUAGAAGUAGCCUUAAGAAACACCUGAUAUCUCACACUGGGAAGAGCCCUUUUGAAUGCAAUGAAUGUGGGAAAACUUUCUAUGACCAAUUAACCCUUACCAAACAUCAGCGAACUCAUACCGGAGAGAAGCCCUUUAAAUGUCACGAAUGUGGCAAGGGUUUCUUUGUCCGCUCAUCUUUUACCCGCCAUCAGAGAAUUCAUACUGGAGAAAGUCUUUACGAGUGUACAGAAUGUGGGAAAUCCUUUAGCCAGAAAAGCAUCCUCGCUCGCCACAAGCUCACUCACACUGGAGAGCGGCCUUAUGAAUGCAGGGGGUGUGGCAAAGCCCUGUUUGACCGCUCCUCCCUCAUUCGCCACCGCAGAGUACACACCGGAGAGACCCGUUUUGAAUGUAAUGAGUGUGGGAAAGUUUUCUUUGACCGCUCAUCCCUUAAUCAGCAUCAGAAAAUUCAUAGUGGAGACAAGCCCUAUAAAUGCACCGAAUGUGGGAAAGCCUUCCUCCAGAAGAGACCGCUUACUCAGCAUCAGAGAAGAAUUCACACAGGAGAAAAGCCCUACGAAUGUAAUGAAUGUGGUAAAGCUUUUAGCCAGAGCAUACACCUUACUCUACACCAGAGAAUUCAUACUGGAGAGAAACCCUACGAAUGUCAUGAAUGUGGGAAAGCCUUCAGUCACCGCUCUGCCCUUAUUCGGCAUCAUAUCAUCCAUACUGGAGAGAAGCCCUAUGAAUGCAAUGAAUGUGGGAAGGCCUUUAAUCAGAGCUCAUACCUCACUCAACAUCAGCGAAUUCAUACUGGAGAGAAACCUUAUGAGUGUAACGAAUGUGGGAAGGCCUUUAGCCAAAGCACAUUCCUUACCCAGCAUCAGGUCAUUCACACUGGAGAGAAACCCUAUAAAUGUAAUGAAUGUGGGAAAGCCUUUAGUGAUCGAUCAGGCCUUAUUCAGCACCAGAGAACUCAUACUGGGGAGAGGCCUUAUGAGUGUAAUGAGUGUGGGAAAGCCUUUGGCUACUGUUCAGCCCUGACUCAACACCAGAGAACUCACACUGGGGAGAAACCCUAUAAAUGCAAUGAUUGUGCCAAAGCCUUCAGCGACCGCUCAGCCCUUAUUCGUCAUCAGAGAACACACACUGGAGAGAAACCUUAUAAGUGUAAGGACUGUGGAAAAGCUUUCAGCCAGAGCUCAUCUCUUACAAAGCAUCAGAAAACUCACACUGGAGAAAAGCCCUAUAAGUGUAAGGAAUGUGGAAAAGCUUUCAGCCAGAGUUCAUCCCUUUCUCAACAUCAGAAAACCCAUGCUGGAGGGAAAACCAAAGAAUAUGGAAAAGCGUUUAGUGAGCAUUCAGCCUUUGGCCAGCAAAAGAGAAUUCAUACUGGAUAA
Odobenus rosmarus divergens (Pacific walrus) is the source of this 2115-nucleotide messenger RNA. Its product is annotated as zinc finger protein 135-like. The transcript has 6 exons. The record is from RefSeq and is a predicted model, not a curated record. Lineage: Eukaryota; Metazoa; Chordata; Mammalia; Carnivora; Odobenidae. The coding region runs from base 73 to 2115 and encodes 680 amino acids.